Molecule: messenger RNA, 972 nt
Organism: Aspergillus luchuensis
Lineage: Eukaryota; Fungi; Ascomycota; Eurotiomycetes; Eurotiales; Aspergillaceae
Product: intradiol ring-cleavage dioxygenase
Exons: 2
Coding region: 1-972 (323 amino acids)
Molecular function (GO): oxidoreductase activity, acting on single donors with incorporation of molecular oxygen, incorporation of two atoms of oxygen; ferric iron binding
Source: RefSeq, a predicted model, not a curated record
AUGCACUUCUCCAAGCUCAUUUUUACUCUCCUCGUGGCGGGCACAGCAGUUGCCCAUCCUGGCCCACACGACAUCCUUCCCCGUGCAGAGAUUCAGCGGCGCAGUGGAAUGGCCAAGCGAUGCGCCAGCCAUGUUGGAAGCUUUAACCAGCGCCGCAUGGCUAAGCGAGCAAUGCAGAAGCGUUGGGAGGGAUCCGGCCACAAUACCACGUUCGAGAUAGUCACCGAGGCUCCCUACUACGAGACCAUCCAGAACAACACUUGCGUGCUCACCCCAGAGGUCACCCGCGGUCCCUAUGUCUGGCCUCGCUCCCAGACCCUUCGUCAAGACAUGGCCGAAGACCAGCCAGGUGUGCCCCUCUGGCUCGACAUAGGAGUUCUGGACAUGGCCACAUGUGAUCCGUUGCCCAACGCCCUCCUCGACUUGUGGCACUGCAACGCAACGGGCUCCUACUCCUCAUUCACGGGCCUUUCCCCCAACACCCCCUUCGAAACACUCCUCUCUGAGUUGAACGUUACCGAUUAUGACAUGGGUGUCACGGACCUGCACACGGAUGAUACCACCUGGCUGCGUGGUAUGUGGCCGACGAACGAGGACGGCGUUAUGGAGAUGAAGACUAUAUUCCCAGGCUUCUACGUUGAGCGUGCCAUCCACAUCCACGCCCAAGUCCAUACCGACUGGACUGUUCGCGAAAAUGGUACCAUCAUUGCCAGCAACACCGUCAGCACUGGCCAGCUGUACUUUGAGGAGGAGCUUGAACAAAAGAUUAUGAGUAUGGAGCCUUAUGUGUCUCAUACGCAGAUCAACCGGACCACGAAUGCUGAAGACACGGUAUUCCCUGAGGAUUUGGAGGGUGGAUAUAACCCGGUUGUGUCUGUUGUUCCUGUGGAUGAGGACGAUCUGUCCAAGGGGUUGAUCGGAUAUAUCACUAUUGGUGUGGACACGACGGCGAUUGAGACGUUCAGCAAAUAG